Molecule: messenger RNA, 471 nt
Organism: Acromyrmex echinatior (Panamanian leafcutter ant)
Lineage: Eukaryota; Metazoa; Arthropoda; Insecta; Hymenoptera; Formicidae
Source: RefSeq, a predicted model, not a curated record
AUGUGGAAGAUGUUUACACUCAAUUACAAGUGGAUCGACAAAUUGCCGCGUCUCGUAUCAGAUUACAACGCGCGCAAGCAUCGCACUAUCGGCAUGCGACCCACCAACGUAACUCCCGCGAUCGCCGAAAGACUCUUGGACCCGGUGUACAGCGUGAUAAAAAUCGCUGGUCCAGCAAAAUUCAAAGUAGGCGAUUCGGUACGCGUGAGCAAGUACAAGACGGUUUUUGAGAAGGGUUACACGCCAAAUUGGACCACCGAGGUGUUUACGAUCGUUAAAGUACAGCGUAUCAAUCCCGUAACCUAUCUACUCGAGAACUAUCGCGGAAAAUCCGUCGCUGGUGAGUUCUACGAGCACGAAUUUCAUCGCACUACUCAUCCGGACGUGUAUCUCGUGGAGAAAGUACUGCGUAGGAAGGGAGACAAGGUGCACGUCAAGUGGUUGGGAUUCGAUGGAUCGCACAAUUCAUAG